Molecule: messenger RNA, 1263 nt
Organism: Jatropha curcas
Lineage: Eukaryota; Viridiplantae; Streptophyta; Magnoliopsida; Malpighiales; Euphorbiaceae
Product: nucleophosmin
Source: RefSeq, a predicted model, not a curated record
ACAAUACCAAUUGAUUAUCACCUUUCCAUUACAUUUACAGGUACAAGGAGAAGAUACAAGUUUUGAUCCGAAGUUAAAACUUCGAAGUUCGUUUCUUUUUUUCUUUUUGGCAGAAAGAGGUAGCCAUGGCUAAAAUCAACCACAUACUAGUAGUUUUAGUAAGUGUAUUGGUAGUGUCAAACUGGGUGCCAGUCUCUCUCUCUGCCAAGAAGCCUGAUUUGAGUGCAAGAAAAGAGGACAUACCGUACAUUAAAUGCCAAGUCUGUGAAAAGGUGGCAAAGGAGUUGUACCAGCAAGUAGAAAAGAAGCAGGCUCAGAUCUCACCUAAAAAGAUCUCAGAGUAUCAAAUUAUUGAGACUGCGGAGAACCUUUGCAAUUUGAAGAAAGAGGAAGCAGAUUGGAUUAUGAAGAUUGAUAUAGUGGAGGCAGGGGAUAAGUUAGAGCUGGUAGAACAAGAUGUUGAAGGUCAAUGUAAUACAGAAUGCAAGACAAUAGAGCGGGCUUGUCAAGAGGUCAUGGGGUAUUAUGAUACUGAUAUUGCUGAAUACAUCUUUAGUUCUAAGCCCAGUAUUGAUUCAUUGGUAAACUAUUUCUGCAACGACCUGACUAAGGCAUGCAUUAAGAAGCCACCUCCAGUUCCUAAGGAUAGAACUCCUGGAGAACCAUUUGUGCCCAAACCAUCUAAAGAGGCUGAAAUGGAGAGGAUUUUAAGAUCCAUGGAGGGUAUGCCAGGAGCACCAAACAUGCAAAUGUAUUCAAGGGAAGAUUUGAUGAACAUGAAAAAUUUUGGUAACGAAGAUGCUGAUGAUGAUGAAGAUGAGGAUGACGAAUCACAAUUCCCUUCAAAAUUGUCAAAAGUUCUGAGGGAAAAAGAGAGUGGAAAAGAUGACUGGCAACAGAAGGUCACCAAAGGUAUCAAAACAUCGGUUGAGACAUUGAAAAGGCAUGCGGACAAGGUCUCCAAUAGGUUAAGGCGGUGGUGGAAAGAAAUAAAAGCAUCAGGCACAAAAAAUUCAAAGGCCACCAAGGCAGAGCUUUAGGACUCUGUUUAUAGGGGCAUUGUGGUAAAGAUGGCAGCUUUCUUCCCAUUUUUGUUCAGUCGUAAUGCGAUGUGCUAGGCUUAGUUAGGUUAACAAAAAAUGAGGGAAUAGUUCGUAAGUACCUGAGCAGAAAUCAAGUUCUGUAAUUUAACAUUGUAUUUUUCUCACUAGAAUAAAAUUAAUCAGAAUGACCAACAUGGAUGGAGGCAUGUUUAAUGUUUUA